Dufourea novaeangliae is the source of this 1263-nucleotide messenger RNA. Its product is annotated as zinc finger matrin-type protein 2. Lineage: Eukaryota; Metazoa; Arthropoda; Insecta; Hymenoptera; Halictidae. The transcript is spliced from 5 exons. Gene Ontology annotation, biological process: mRNA splicing, via spliceosome. The coding region runs from base 144 to 737 and encodes 197 amino acids. Gene Ontology annotation, molecular function: zinc ion binding; nucleic acid binding. Gene Ontology annotation, cellular component: spliceosomal complex; U4/U6 x U5 tri-snRNP complex. The record is from RefSeq and is a predicted model, not a curated record.
UUUUUCAUUAGUACAAGAGAAUGUGGUCGUUUAUGAACAGCUGAAGCGUGAGCGUGCUUUCAGUAAGUCCGCAACGAAGAGGGGGAAAAUAGUUUAUUUUUGUAUACGUAAUAGACGUGAUUGAAGCGUUGAAAAUUUCGACAAUGUCUAUGCGACCUGACGAUCAUAGACGAAAAUGGAACAGGGAAGAAUACGAAAGGAUAGCACUUCAGCGUCUCCAGGAUGAGAUCGCUGAAGAGGAGCUGGGAAUCCCAAAACAGCCAGCUGUAAAAAGGGAGUUGUUAAAGCAGAGAGACUAUAAAGUUGACCUUGAAUCUAAAUUAGGAAAAAGUGUUGUUAUUAACAAAAAUACACCAUCAUCCCAAACUGGAGGAUACUACUGCAAUGUUUGUGAUUGCGUUGUAAAGGAUUCCAUUAAUUUCUUAGACCAUAUCAAUGGGACGAAACAUCAACGUAAUUUGGGCAUGUCAAUGAAAAUUGAACGCUCUACGUUGGAUCAAGUUAAAGCACGUUUUGCAAUGAAUAAAAAGAAAUUAGAAGAAAAGAAAAAAGAUUAUGAUUUGGAACAAAGAGUAAAAGAGUUGAAGGAAGAGGAGGAGAAAAUAAAGGAGUAUAGAAAGGAAAAGAGGAAAGACAAGAAGAGAAAAAUCGAAGAAGUUAAUGAUGACAAUGGUGGACCAUCUGACGAAAUGGCAGCAAUAAUGGGUUUCUCGGGCUUUGGUUCUAAGAAAAAGUGACAAUGAAGUAUUACCGGGCCGUUUAUGAUAAAAUGCCUUCUGACGAUACACAUGUCUAGAGACAAACAACGGUGUCACUUACCGACUUCUUGCAAAACAGUUCAUUUGUAUAUUUACAUUGUGCAGUACAAGGUCAAGGACAAAUAAGACUGAUCUUAAAUUACGAAAGCUUAUCUUUGAUAUCGAUAUUUAAGUUCUCGGCAGAUCGAAACAUUCUAAUUUACUCCCUUCUUCUUGUACGAUCGAUGUUCCACACGUGUAGAUAUAUUUUAUCUGUAUUCGAUAUAGCUUUUAAUUCGUUAAACAUAAUGAAAGUAUGUUGAUUUAGUGAAUAAAUAUUAACGGUGAAACAAUAACAGAAGUACUGCAACGGAUUCCAUAAAAUUAGAUCUGGUCUCAGGAAUCGCUUUGUCUAUCAAUAUAUAUUUUAAAUUAUCCAUAACUACUACAAAACUGAUCUUUCUAAAAUACAUUUAUAGUUCUUCUGGACCAUCAGUGUUACGAAUAAUCAUUUGAAUAUGCCUCU